CCCAUUUUUCUCAAAGCAAAACCCUAGGGUUUCUUCAUUUCCUCUUACACACACAGAGCACGAUGGCAGCCGCCGCCGCCCGCCCUCUGGUCACCGUGCAAUCUCUUCCAUCUCUCAAUGAUAUGGCCACUGACUCUGCCACCACUUUGGCUCUUCCCGAUGUGAUGAAGGCCUCGAUCAGGCCUGAUAUUGUUAACUUUGUCCAUUCCAAUAUUUCCAAGAACAGCCGCCAGCCAUACGCUGUGUCCAAGCGUGCCGGUCACCAGACUUCCGCCGAGUCGUGGGGUACAGGGCGUGCCGUUUCCCGUAUCCCUCGUGUCCCCGGCGGUGGUACUCACCGGGCUGGGCAGGGAGCUUUCGGUAACAUGUGUCGUGGAGGACGCAUGUUUGCUCCGACUAAGAUCUGGCGCCGCUGGCACCGUAAGAUCAAUGUGAAUCAGAAGAGAUAUGCGGUUGUAUCUGCAAUUGCUGCAUCUGCUAUUCCCUCUCUGGUUAUGGCUCGUGGUCAUAGAGUGGAAUCUGUACCUGAAAUGCCCUUGGUUAUUAGCGAUUCUGCAGAGAGCGUCGAGAAAACAUCAGCUGCAAUUAAGUUGUUAAAGGAGAUCGGUGCUUAUUCCGACGCUGAGAAGGCCAAGGAUAGCCACGCGAUCCGGCCAGGAAAAGGUAAGAUGAGAAAUCGCAGGUACAUUUCUCGCAAAGGCCCACUGAUUGUGUACGGAACUGAAGGAGCUAAGCUGGUUAAGGCCUUCAGGAACAUUCCAGGAGUGGAGGUGGCGAAUGUGGACCGUCUCAAUCUGCUGAAGCUAGCUCCUGGUGGCCAUCUAGGUCGUUUUGUUAUCUGGACGAAGUCUGCUUUUGAGAAGCUGGACUCUAUCUAUGGAUCAUUUGAGAAGAUAUCGGAGAAUAAGAAGGGUUAUGUGCUGCCUAGGGCGAAAAUGGUAAAUGCUGAUCUUGCUAGGAUCAUCAACUCUGAUGAAGUUCAAUCUGUAGUGAAGCCCAUCAAGAAUGAGGUGAAGAGGGCUCCACUGAAGAAGAACCCUCUCAAGAACUUGAACGUUAUGCUUAAGCUAAAUCCUUAUGCCAAGACUGCUAGGAGGAUGUCACUUCUAGCUGAAGCCCAGCGCGUCAAGGCUAAGAAGGAGAAGCUGGACAAGAAGAGAAAGGCUGUAACGAAGGAGGAGGCUGCUGCAAUCAAGUCUGCAGGCAAGGCUUGGUAUCACACUAUGAUAUCAGACAGUGACUAUACGGAGUUUGAGAACUUCACUAAAUGGCUGAAUGUUACUCAGUAGUCCUGUAUUCUGCAUUUCAAAUUUUCUUGGGCAAGAUUUUGUUCUUUGUUUCGUUUUGUUAACUAGAUUUUGUCAUCUGUUUUGUUUUGUUAAUUUUGUUGUGCGAUUAGACAUGGAUGAGAAUGUUUUGCAAUUGGACAUUUUUCUUGGUAUGCUAGUUCAAAAGAAAUUUUAUACGCC
This is a messenger RNA of Manihot esculenta (cassava), 1469 nucleotides long. Its product is annotated as 60S ribosomal protein L4. Gene Ontology annotation, molecular function: RNA binding; structural constituent of ribosome. The transcript has 2 exons. Bases 63 to 1289 code for a protein of 408 amino acids. The record is from RefSeq and is a predicted model, not a curated record. Lineage: Eukaryota; Viridiplantae; Streptophyta; Magnoliopsida; Malpighiales; Euphorbiaceae. Gene Ontology annotation, cellular component: cytosolic large ribosomal subunit; ribosome. Gene Ontology annotation, biological process: translation.